Messenger RNA from Vitrella brassicaformis, 4478 nucleotides. The record is from the annotation of a GenBank genome assembly. Lineage: Eukaryota; Vitrellaceae.
CUUCUCUCUCCCGAAGAUCUUGGUUAGUCCUAGAAGUGGAAAGAUGCGGCUGAAUCACGUGUCCGUCCUCUCCUGCACCCAUCGCCUCCCCAUCCCCGCCCCUCCCCUCUCAUCUUUCUGCGCCAUCCAGCGUAGAGGCAAGAAGGACCUCUCCAUGGUGCCGCCAUGGUACAGGCACGCCCGCACCAAUCACAAGAUUAAGGCUCCCAAGGUCGACGUCACCGUCACGGCCAAGGCGCUGGGCAGCAUUCACGACGCCGACGCUCUCACAGAGACGCUCGUGGAAGCUGUGCCCUGGCGGAGGGACGACCGGACCUUCCUGGCGGCAGCCGUCAGGAGAAUCGAUGAGUUGCUGCCGUCGUUGAGCCACAGCAAUGCCGUCCAGCUGCUGAUCGGCUUCGGCGCCACGAGGCGGCGCCACGACCCGGUGCUCGCCAAGCUGGUGGGGCGGAUCGACCCAGCGGCUGUGGUGGAUGAGAACGCCGUGGAGCUCGUCAGCGCGACCAAACGGCUCAACCUCGGCAGCGCUGGCUUCGACCUCUGUGACGCCAUCUGCCGCCGCAUUGCGGCUGAGGAUAUCUGGCUGAGCGAGAGUCAGCUGGCGGCGCUGAUGCGGCUGCACGGCAAGACAAAGACCAUCUCGCCGGUGCUGUUCGGCUAUGUGGUGUCGCGUUGCCGGGAUCGCUUUGACUUUUUCACCGAGGACGAGAUCGGCGACCUGUGCCGUGCCUUCCGCGACAUCAGAUACCGCGACGACGCCUUCUUCAAAGUGCUCCAUGAGCACCUGCCCUACCGCCUACACGAGUACAGGUGCGUUACGACACAUACAUCAGCUCAGCUGACCAUUCGACAUGAUGGAUGGAUGGAUGUCGGCCCUCCCUGCUGCACAGGUACUGGAAUCUGAUAGACAUAGCCGAGUGCUACCAGAAGCUGGAUGUGCAAGACCGGGAGAUCAUCACGCGUGUCGGUGUGGAGGCGUGGAAGCUCAUCUUUACCCUCAAGAAGACCUACCCCGUCAAGGCCCUCACCGUGCUCAGCUUCCUCGACGCCAUGGAGCCGGGCGUCUUCAGGGGCAUCCUGCGGACGCUAUUCGGCAGCCUGCGGUAUCGCAUCCCCACCGACCUGGUCGCAGAAAGUAUCGUCGCCUGCCAGAGAUGCGGAUACACAAGUGGGUGGGUGGGUGGGUCAUCAGAAGUGGGAUGGAUGGAUGACCAGAUAGCUCUGUUUGUUGUGAUGCGAUGCAUGUGAUGUGUUCCUUCUCUGUCUCGCUGUGUGUGUAUGUUGCAGAGCGCAAUUUGUACCACCGUCUGAGUGUGUGGCUGCAGCAGCGUGUGCGGGAGAUCUCCCGUCCCCUUCUGGUGACCGAGGUGGUGGCCGCCCUGGCCAAGGUGCCAUGCACCGAACCGGCCCUCUUCCGUGCCAUUGGGCGGGAGGUGCAGCGCAACCCACAGCUCUACCACUUCGAACACCUUGUCUCCAUCGCACGGUGAGUGAGUGCAACACACACACGUAUGGCCCACAACAAUGUGUGUGUAUGUCAAUCUGUCCGCUUUUUCCUCAGUGACUUUGUGUAUCUGGGGUAUUCCCUGGAGCCGUUUCUGCAAGAGCUCUGCACCGCUCUUCGGCUGCCGGAGGUGCCGACAUCCUCUCCAUCCGCUUUGGCGUGUGUGCCCUUCGUGUUGGGUCACUGGUCGCCGCCCCCGUCGAUGCUGCCCGGCGGGACCCACCCCUACAGGGACCUGCUGGCGCUGACUCUGGAGCUGCUGGCUGCACCCAACACUUAUACGCUGCGGCGUGACCUCUAUGAUGGCAAGGAUGACGUCUGGGCAGAGGGGGAGGACAGGAGGAUCAGGGAUGUCCAUUUCAUGCCCGGCGGAAAGGUGGGCUGGGUGCCGCACACACACACACAGGGGCGUGGGUAGGUAGCCCGCCUUCAUCUGCUCUUUGUGUCUGUCUCCCUGUGCUUGUUUGCAUCAGUAUGAGAUCCUGACCGACACCAGCACGUCCGACGAUGCCUCCUACCCCUCCGACUCGUUCCCGCACCAGUCGGACCUGCCCCCUGCCUCCUCCCUCCCACCAUCUCCAGCCACACACGUCCGUGUCGCCCGCAUCCGCGCCAAAACAGCCAGCAAGCUUGAGGACUCCCUGCCCCCCUCCCAAUACGGCAGGCGAGGUCGCCGGUCAUCAUCCCGGCGGCAGCAGCUGGAGGCGGUUGCGACGGUGGCCUCAGAGGUGGCCAAGGAUAAAGAGGGCGGCACCGGUGUGGCCAAUCGGCUGGCGUGGAGCUGGGACGUGUUUGGCAUGCGCGAGCCUGGUGCAGCUGAGACGCGGUUCCCCUUCACGGCUCAGAACAUCCUUAGGCUGCUCAGGGGGGAGCGGAGGCAAGAAGGAACGAGCGAGGAGCCGUCCGACGCUCCAGCAACGAGGGAAGAGCCCGUCACGCCACCACCAGCCGUCGCGGAGGCCACAACGGCCGCAUCUGAGGCCCCCGCCGAGCCCACCCCGCCCUCUCCCGAAUCAUCAUCCAGCAGCACCAGCAGCAGCGGCGCCACUGUCGAUGUGCAGGUGGUGGAGGUGAUCAAGCGGCCGGCGCUUGAGUUCGUCAAUGUAGAGGAGAUCACGCUCAUCAUGCGGGGCCUCGACCGGCUCCGUGUUCGCCAUGACGGGCUGCUGGAGCGGGUGACGGCCUGGCUGGGCCAGAGGUGGGAGGAGGUGGAGGCCUGCCACCUGACCGGCCUGCUGCACGCCUUUGGCAACCUGGGCUACUCGAGCACGGCCCUGCGGACCGUCAUGGAUCUGCUCGUCAAGAAGGUGAGAAUAUCAACCAGACAAACACAGCUAAUGGGUGGAGGGAGGAUGACGGUAUCUGUUUUGUCUGUCUUAUCGGCUUUCACUGUCAGCAUGCGUCAUCGCUUGCUGACAGCGAGGUGGCGGCGGCUGUGUGGGCGGCGUACACAUUCGGGAUGCGUGUGGACGACGAGCCAUUCCAGCUGUUGCUGAGGCGAUUCAGGGGCCUCGCUGUGCCGCUGGAACCGGAGCAUCACCACCUCAUGCAGGUGAGUGAGGAGAAAUCGAUCUGGACACACCAAACACACACCCACGCCAUUGGCAUCUGUGUGUGUGUGUGUGUAUCAGGUGUUGUCUGUCGCUCUGCGUCAAGACGCGAUGGAGAACAUGACAUCCCGGUUCCCCGAUGCCGCCUACGACUUCUGCCGCUGGGUCGACGAGCACCUGCCCGGGGCUCCCCAGCUGCCCCCCUUGCCGCAGGGCCGGGCGCUCUUCCUCGACAGUGUGGGUGCCUUCCUGGACAACAUCCAGGUGCCGCACUCCCUGCAGUACCGGUACUUCCCCUUUGUCAUCGACGUGGCCAUCCCCGACACCACCACCGCAUACACCUCAUCCCUCAUCGGCCUGCCGCCAGAGGGACUCAGCCAGCACAACUGGAUGAUCCCUGACAGGCCCGAUACGCUCCCCGCGGCCUCGAAGGCGCCGCAGCAGCAUUCGGCUUCCAGUGACCAUCACGGCGGCCACGAGCCGGCUGGAGGGGAGGGAGGCAACGGUGAUGGCUCGUCAGGUGGUGGCGGCGGUGUGCCGCUGCCGGCCUUCCCGAACAUGCUGCCCGUGCUGGCGACCAACGGCCCCGGGGCGCUGCGGCACAUCAUGAAUCUGGCGAGCAAGGGCAAUCAGCAGCUCAACUUCAACGGGCCGCAGGGCGACAUGAACGGCGGCAUGAGGAACGGGGGAUUCGACGGUACGCACUCAGCAAGAGGGCAGGCACAAAGGGGGUGGGCUGAGCUGACCCCCUGCAAUGUUUGUGGCCAGGUGGUUCGGCGACGAUGAUGGCUGGCGGCCCCACGGCGUUCGGCAGCCGUCAGGGGACGGCUCUGUUCCUGAUUGACACCCCCGACAGCAUCUACGUCAGGCCAGCAGAGGAGUGGAACCACGCCAACGCCGCCAGCGGCACCACACACCCUCACCAGAUGACGGCAUACGAACGUAUCAGGUCAGUGCAGUGCGGGGAUCAUCCAUCCGUCCAUCCAUCCGGGCAGGCACAAAGCGAGCAAUGGCGCGGGUGCUGUGUGUGUGAUGCUUUGGUUUCAGGGAGGGUGUGCUGCAUCGUCUUGGCUGGCGCGUGGCCUAUUUCCCCAAUAACUCCCUCGACAUGGGCGGUCACACCUGAUGUGAGCGGCUGACUGGCUGAGUGAUCAGGCUAGCUAGAGCAGGCAGAGAGUGAGAGAUGUCGCUUUGACACGCGUUUUUCGUCGUCGACGAUUUAUGCAUACAUACAAGUGCGUUGGCGCCGUGCCCUGUCUACUCUACAUAUCAGUUGUGUUUCCUCCUCAUCAGUACAUUCUCCGGUUUCAUAGCAGCCAAUCCAUGCACUUGCAUGCACUUGUGUUGGCUGCCAUGAUGCUGGGCGCGAUGAGCGUGAAGAAGACACGCAACGAGGUGGCGCGGCAGGGUGUACUGCCACAUGG